CCACGAAUGAACAAUGUCACAUGAUCUUCACGCGAGUUGAACAUCACAUGAUUCUUUGUUAUAAAUCCUCACUUUACAAGAAGUGGACAUAGAAGAAGGAUGAAGGGUUUAGCGCUGUUACUUUUGGGGGUUAUUGUAUCCAUGUGCAAUGGACUUGAAAGGAUCAAAUUGCACAAGAUGAAAUCUGUAAGGCGUACUCUCCAUGAAGUUGGAACAUCAAUUGAAUCUCUUAGAUUGAAAUAUAACAGUUAUCCCAUAGAUGGCCCAGCUCCUGAGCCACUGUCAAACUAUCUUGAUGCUCAAUACUAUGGACCAAUUACCAUUGGUACCCCUCCUCAGAGUUUCAAUGUUGUGUUUGAUACUGGGUCAUCAAACCUGUGGGUACCAUCUAAGAAGUGUAAACUCUCAGACAUUGCCUGUUUACUUCACCAGAAAUAUGACAGCACCAAAUCGUCAACAUACAAGGCUAAUGGAACAAAAUUUGAGAUCAGAUAUGGAUCUGGAUCUCUUUCAGGUUUCCUAAGCACAGACACUGUUACAAUUGGAUCUUUGAAAAUCACUGAUCAGACAUUUGCAGAAGCCACCCAGCAGCCAGGUAUAACAUUUGUUGCUGCUAAAUUUGACGGUAUUCUUGGUAUGGGAUUUAAAACAAUCUCUGUUGAUGGUGUAACACCAGUAUUUGAUACAGCUGUUGAAGAACAUUUGGUUCCAAAGGCAGUUUUCUCAUUCUGGUUGGACAGAAACCCGCAAGCUGAAAGUGGUGGUGAGCUGAUCUUUGGAGGCAGUGACCCAAAAUAUUACACUGGUAAUUUCACAUAUGUACCUGUCACUAGACAAGGAUACUGGCAAUUCAAAAUGGACAGCAUCACUGUUGGCUCUAGCACUUAUUGUGAUGGUGGAUGUCAGGCUAUUGCUGACACUGGCACUUCACUUCUUGCUGGACCCACUGAGGAAAUUGCAAAACUUAACAAACAGAUUGGUGCUACACCCAUUGUCGGAGGAGAGUAUAUAGUUGACUGUGGCAGCAUAGACAGCCUUCCCCCAGUUGUGUUUACACUUGCUGGAAAGGAAUUCACUCUUACAGGAGCAGAAUACGUCCUAAAGGUCAGUGAGAUGGGAGAGCAAAUUUGCAUAGUCGGAUUUAUUGGACUUGAUGUACCCAAGCCUCUAGGUCCGUUAUGGAUUCUUGGAGAUGUUUUCAUCGGCAAGUACUACACAGAAUUUGACGAAGAAAAUAGCCGUGUAGGGUUUGCUACAGCUGUACAGAAUACAACACAGUCCAUGAGAGAAAUGCCGAUGUACAGGUUACAGCCGGCUAAAACUGUCAGGGCCGACAAGAAAAUUUCUGUGAUAAUGAAUUAAACACUUUAUCAAAAUCUAUGGAUAACUCGAGCAGUGCCUGGCUUGUGUUAAUUUGACUAACUGUUAUCUCUUCCCUCAGAUUAUAUUCAUUUGGAAAGCAAUCCUUUUACUAGGUGUUUUGUUAUUCCAUCAAAAAUGACUGCUGGUAUGAUAUUUGUUAGAUAAAGUUGCAUCAUAUUAGAAAUUAUCAUAAGCUUUUAACAAAUAUAAAAUUUUUAUUUAAGUUAUAGGAAUUGGAAAAAUAAUCGCAAAUUUUUUAAUCAGACUGAUUUAUAUAAACAUCACAGUACUGGAAAAGGAAACGUUUGUGCUAUAUAGCAAGAAAAGUGCUCAUUUUCAAAGAUCUGUUUCUUUAGAAUAACAGUUUAACCGCAUAUAUAAUUUGCCAUACAGUUAUAGUUUUUGUUGUGUCAUCAUGUAUGAAAUAUCACAUAAUUCU
Messenger RNA from Ruditapes philippinarum (Manila clam), 1801 nucleotides. RefSeq names its product lysosomal aspartic protease-like. Gene Ontology annotation, molecular function: aspartic-type endopeptidase activity. NCBI's taxonomy places the organism in Eukaryota, Metazoa, Mollusca, Bivalvia, Venerida, Veneridae. The coding region runs from base 100 to 1362 and encodes 420 amino acids. The transcript has 9 exons. The record is from RefSeq and is a predicted model, not a curated record. Gene Ontology annotation, biological process: proteolysis.